AUGUCACUCGUAAGCGAACAGUUUUCGUUUGGCGGCGACGUGCCGUUCGAAUGUUACAUUUACGUGGUGAAGAAGGCCGACGGUACGGAGGAGUUUUGGUUCAAAGGGCACGAUGUUGCUGACAUUUUGGAUUACGAGAAACCGCGGGACGCUAUAAAUAAUAAUGUUUAUGUCGCGUGGCGACGUGAAUGGAUCGAUUUACAGGGCGCCAAUUUUGGCGCCCCCGCUGACGGCACAAAUAACGUCACAACGCCGAACAAUGAUUGA
This is a messenger RNA of Cinara cedri, 267 nucleotides long. The record is from the annotation of a GenBank genome assembly. Lineage: Eukaryota; Metazoa; Arthropoda; Insecta; Hemiptera; Aphididae.